AUGAAGGCAUGGGACUCACAAAUGAGCACUCUUCAGCAGUAUACGAACACAUCUGGAAAGAAGUUCCCGUUGCCGACUUCACAAAAGGCAAUCGAGCGGAUCCUGACCGACCAAGAAGAAGUGAUCAAGGAGCUGUUCACGAAGAUAAAGGAUAUUCGAGCAGAAUGUCUACUCCAAGAGCGGUACCGCCAAGAUGUCUCGAACAAGCGAAUCUGCGACUCCCUGAAGGAAAUCAAGGAAGAACUCGACCAGUUGCGAGGAAGUUUGCAAGACAAUCGUGAUGGGCGAGUCAGCGAAAGCGAACAAGCGAGAAUCGCAGAAAAUGUGGAGUUUAUGGAGUCUGUCCAAGAAGAACAACCACAACCACCGGACGAAGAAAAAGAGUCCAUAUUCGAAGAGAUCCAUCAUCUCGAGCAAGAACUGAAGCAAGUCCACAACAAGAUACGCGAACUUGCCGCUCUCCGAAGAUGUCGUCCUAGACAAUAUGAAGAAGGAAUCACACGUGAAGAAGAGACAACGAUGCGAUGCGCUUUCUGCUUUGCUGAAGGCAGGCACUAUUCUGAUUCUGCCGCAAGUCAGCUGAGGAGGAAAGACUGA
Messenger RNA from Cooperia oncophora, 597 nucleotides. The record is from the annotation of a GenBank genome assembly. NCBI's taxonomy places the organism in Eukaryota, Metazoa, Nematoda, Chromadorea, Rhabditida, Trichostrongylidae.